Messenger RNA from Pestalotiopsis fici W106-1, 411 nucleotides. RefSeq lists its product as uncharacterized. Gene Ontology annotation, molecular function: oxidoreductase activity, acting on paired donors, with incorporation or reduction of molecular oxygen; heme binding; monooxygenase activity. The transcript has 2 exons. The record is from RefSeq and is a predicted model, not a curated record. Lineage: Eukaryota; Fungi; Ascomycota; Sordariomycetes; Amphisphaeriales; Sporocadaceae. The coding region runs from base 1 to 411 and encodes 136 amino acids.
AUGAAACUCGGAGGGCAGAACUUGUUCCUGUUGAAUGAUCCUGUGGUGGUCAAAGACCUCAUCGAAAAGAGGAGCAGUAACUACUCUUGUCGCCCUGACUUGUAUAUCCGGAGCUUUGGCGAUAAUCUGAAUAUUGCUUUUCGAGACAACGAUGAUGUCUGGCGGCGACAAAGAAAGAUGUAUCACAUCCGUUUGAACGUCAAAUCAGCAGAUAGAUAUGUCCCAUACCAGGAAUUUGAUAGCCUCCAGCUCAUCAAAGAUCUCGCCAUUCGACCCGAGAGCUGGGUGCAGCAUGUGCAGCGGUACACAGCGAGCAUUUCUACAGCGUUGCUCUACGGUUGGAGGACUCCAGAGACCAAUACCGGCUACGUGAAAGAUUUACUUGAAGUAUUCACUCCACAAGGCUCCUGA